GAGUGGGCUUUCGUUUUAUAUAACUGGAGCUCAUCCUGUAGUUCGUAUGAGACAGUGGCUCAAAUUAAAGAAAGGCUUUCGAAUUAAAGAAAGGUUUUUGGUAUGGUGGAAACUUGGCUAGCUACAGUCGCUAAAAUGGCUUAAUAAUACGGCCAUUGAAGACAAGGGGAAAAUACAGUACACGACUACAGUGUACAGAUAGACAAUAUCGAAAAUGCGACCGUGUGUGACAGGUAGAGCCCUGGAGAUGCUGGGGUGUAGUACUAUUACCAGUCCCGGGGUGACUAGGAUUUUGAGGUCCCCCGUCUCAAAAACAAUCAGUCUCAACUGUGCGAACGAAAGAUUUCGCUCCACGUCCUCAAUGCAAGGAUAUUUCGAGCUGGCUCGUGAAAGGUCCAAAACCGUUUCUUCGUUUUACAACCAGUCUGCAAUCGAUGCUUCUGCGGAAAAGGCGUCAGUUAGACUGACUCCAGCCACUCUACUGUAUGCAGGGAAGUCACCAGAUGGGCAUCAUAUUCUGAGCAGUGGGAAGUACCUGCAGAAGGAGCUGCCCGUGCGCAUCGCCCACCGGAUCAAGGGCUUCCGUAGUCUGCCCUUCAUCAUCGGGUGCAACCCCACCAUCCUGCAAGUGCACGAGCUGUACAUCCGGGCCUACCACAUGCUGAGCGACUUUCCUGCGGUCAAGGACCAGGAGACGGAGGCCCAGUACAGCACGCUGGUGCAGCAGCUGCUGGACGACCACAAGGACGUGGUCACCAUGCUGGCCGAGGGCUUCCGGGAGUGCCGCAGACACAUACAGGAUGAGGACUUGGUUCGCAACUUCUUGGACACCACCCUGACCUCUCGUCUGGGAAUCCGCAUGCUGGCAACGCACCACCUGGCCCUGCACGAGGAAAACGCCGACUUCGUGGGAAUCAUAUGCAGGCGUCUUUCCCCGAAAAGGAUCAUCGAGAAGUGGGUGGAUUUUGCAGGGCGCCUGUGCGAGCACCAGUACGGCAGCGCCCCCCGGGUGCGGAUCAACGGCCACGUGGCGGCCCGCUUCCCCUUCAUCCCCCUCCCCCUGGACUACAUCCUGCCGGAGCUGCUGAAGAACGCCAUGAGGGCCACCAUGGAGAGCCACCUGGACACACCGUACAACGUGCCUGACAUAGCAGUCACCAUCGCCAACAACGAAACAGACUUCGUCAUCAGGAUCUCCGACCGGGGAGGCGGGAUCCCGCACAGCAUCCUGGCCAAGGUGAUGGACUACCACUUCAGCACGGCGGAGCAGAGCGCCCAGGACCCCCGCAUGAGCAACCUCUUCGACAACAUUACCAACAGCGGGCCGCAGUCGGGCCCCAUGCACGGAUUCGGCUUCGGCCUGCCCACGUCGCGGGCGUACGCCGAGUACCUGGGGGGCUCCCUGUCCAUCCAGUCCAUGCAGGGCAUCGGCACCGACGUGUACCUGCGCCUGAAGCACAUCGACGGCAAAGGAGAGAGCUUCCGUCUGUGAAAGAUCCCCUCCCCCCCUUCCACAGACACACUCUCACACACACACACACACACACACACACACACAUACACACACACGCACCCCCCCACCCACUGCCCGUUCUGGGAUCCGCAGCUGUGGCAGCCCAACCCAGUGAACCAGGCUCCGGUAUGAACUGCAGUGGCUGAGUGCAAGGCUGAGCGGAAUUUUUUCCCCUCCCGUGUCGCCAAGGACAACAGCGGAACCCUGGCUGCCACAGCCUCAUGCGCCAGCGCUCUCCCACCUGACUGACUGCCUGUAAGACAGCGCCUGACUGGGCUCUUCCGUUUGUGCGUGCACCCCGUCUCUCCCCAGAACCUCAGACGGAACAGUGUUCGCUUGUGAAUACCCUGACCAGCAGGAGAGGGAUUUCUUUAAUGCCUAGCGUCGCUUUCCCAGAAAAGAAAAAAAAAAAAAAACCUCUUGUAAGCCUUAAAGGGAGGUGGGUGUAAUCUCCACUGGCGAGCCUUCACAUAUCCAGGUGUGACCCUAAAAGCACAGGAAACUGAGUGUGUGGACCCCCCCCCCCACCUCGGCGAGCUCCAGUGCCUAUUGGAAAAGUAGUCCUUGAGCUACAGGGGGUGAAACUUUGUGAAAGAACCAUCUAUAAACGUCCUGUCCUUGUAGCACCUGUGUUCCGUGGGAAUCUUCGGCGGCCUCUGCGUUUGGAUUUUGACCCCUCGCACCUCGCACCCCGACGUGUGCGUGUGCAGCACAUUCAAGGCUAACCCCAGGGUUACAGGGCUAACCACAGGACUGGGAAGCGAUUCUUGAUGAAUGAGUGAGGUGAUUUUUUUUUUUUUUUUUUCGUCUCUUCAGUUUUUCUAGCUCUCAAAAAAAAAAAAGUAUUCACGUGAGGUCCUUUUGCUUUUCAGCCAGGGAAGCCUAUGUACCUCCCUGCCAUAAACCCAACUAACGGUUAUCAGUGUUCCCACUGCCCUGUCUUCAACAAUGGUGUUCUGGGCUUUUCUCCUUGUAGAUCAAGGUUCAAACAGUUACCCAACUAACCGGAAUGACAACAAUGGAAUUGAAUUGAUACCGAGUAUGUGUGGAAGUUAAUACUUUGUAAAUGAAAGAAACAAGGGAAAUGGUUUUAAGACAUCAAAAAACAAUUUCACUCCCAAGUAUUAUGUGUGUGUGUUUUAUUAAUGAAUUUGAGCUGAUGAACUGCGUAAUCUGUAUAUUCAACAGAUUUAUUUCCUCAGUCACAAGCCAACCGUGUGAGUGCGUAUUUUAUAUAACACAUUCCGACAAUGGGUCACUGAGUUCUGACAGGUUGAAGAGUUCUGUAUAGUCCCCUUGUAGCAGGUGGACAUUACGCAUGAACCUAUCCUCUUGUGGCGAAUUUUCGAAGUGCAUGAUUGGUUGUUGACAUAAAUGCAAGUUAUAUGCUGCCAUUUUGGUGUUGAGCAUGGAAUUUGUGCAUUUGUUGGUACUCAGCCACUGGCUUUCUUGUAGGCAGCGACAGUCAUGCUGUUCUAUAUUAAUACUGCCAAUGUGGUCACAUGAAAUUCAGAAAACAGACUUUCUCCCAGAAAGAGUUCUGAGCUAAAAAUGUUUCCUAACAGGCCAGCAGUAUGGGAGAGCUGAUACAAAUAUCAUUUCACUAGGUUUUUAGGACUAGAUUUCAAGAAAGUGAGAUUUGUUGACAGAGCUUGCCCCCUGCUGGCAAAUAUUAUAACUACAUCCUGUCGGAAAUAGAAUAUUCAAGGGAAAGUCGAAUUGCCUUAAAAGGUGCUUUAUUUUAUUUGAAAGUAGGACAAUGGCACGCCUUACCUGAAUGCUCAAGUAAUUAAAGAAUAGUUUCACAAAAUUUAUGUUGUCAUAUAAUGAAAACUUACAUAAUUAAAUUAGCUCACUGUUUUCUAGCUGAUGGCCAAAUUAUAGAGUGAGAUUUUUAUUAUGACGAGGUUGACAUCAUGUCUGAUUUGUUGACUUUUGUUUUCCAUAGAUGUCAAAUGUUUAUAGUUUCUUGGGCAUUAAUUAAAUUCUUGAUGAAAACAA
Messenger RNA from Anguilla anguilla (European eel), 3514 nucleotides. RefSeq names its product branched chain ketoacid dehydrogenase kinase (gene bckdk). NCBI's taxonomy places the organism in Eukaryota, Metazoa, Chordata, Actinopteri, Anguilliformes, Anguillidae. Gene Ontology annotation, biological process: regulation of glucose metabolic process; protein phosphorylation. Bases 215 to 1492 code for a protein of 425 amino acids. Gene Ontology annotation, molecular function: pyruvate dehydrogenase (acetyl-transferring) kinase activity. The record is from RefSeq and is a predicted model, not a curated record. Gene Ontology annotation, cellular component: mitochondrion. The transcript has 11 exons.